Molecule: messenger RNA, 2247 nt
Organism: Spea bombifrons (plains spadefoot toad)
Lineage: Eukaryota; Metazoa; Chordata; Amphibia; Anura; Pelobatidae
Gene: PPP1CB
Product: protein phosphatase 1 catalytic subunit beta
Exons: 8
Coding region: 94-1077 (327 amino acids)
Biological process (GO): regulation of circadian rhythm; circadian regulation of gene expression
Cellular component (GO): cytoplasm; nucleus
Molecular function (GO): protein serine/threonine phosphatase activity
Source: RefSeq, a predicted model, not a curated record
CCUCCGUGCUUGCCUACUGGGCGGAGUCCUUGCUGUGUUGUGACGCAGCUCCGCCCGGCUAGUAGUCUUCGGCUGUGGUGAGGGAAGCGCAAAAUGGCGGACGGAGAGUUGAACGUAGACAGCCUGAUCAGCCGCCUGCUGGAGGUGAGAGGAUGCCGUCCUGGAAAGAUCGUGCAGAUGACCGAAGCCGAGGUCCGGGGGCUCUGUAUAAAGUCCCGGGAAAUCUUCCUCAGUCAGCCCAUCCUGCUGGAGCUGGAGGCGCCUCUGAAGAUCUGCGGCGAUAUCCACGGGCAGUACACAGACUUGCUGCGGCUGUUUGAAUACGGAGGAUUUCCGCCGGAGGCCAACUACCUGUUCCUGGGGGAUUACGUGGACAGAGGGAAGCAGUCGCUGGAAACGAUCUGCCUGCUGCUGGCGUACAAAAUCAAAUACCCCGAGAACUUCUUCCUGCUGCGAGGGAACCACGAGUGCGCGAGCAUCAACCGCAUCUACGGCUUCUACGACGAGUGCAAAAGGAGAUUUAAUAUAAAGCUGUGGAAGACUUUCACCGACUGCUUCAACUGUCUGCCCAUCGCCGCCAUCGUGGACGAGAAGAUUUUCUGCUGCCACGGAGGUCUCUCGCCUGAUCUGCAGUCCAUGGAGCAAAUCCGCAGAAUCAUGAGGCCCACGGACGUCCCCGACACAGGCUUGCUGUGUGACCUGUUGUGGUCGGACCCCGAUAAGGACGUGCAGGGCUGGGGUGAGAACGACCGCGGCGUCUCCUUCACGUUUGGGGCCGACGUGGUCAGCAAGUUCCUGAAUCGCCACGACUUGGAUCUGAUUUGUCGCGCCCACCAGGUGGUGGAAGACGGCUACGAGUUCUUCGCCAAGCGGCAGCUGGUGACCCUGUUCUCUGCCCCCAAUUACUGCGGAGAGUUUGAUAACGCGGGCGGCAUGAUGAGUGUUGACGAGACCCUGAUGUGCUCUUUCCAGAUUCUGAAGCCAUCGGAGAAGAAAGCAAAAUACCAAUAUGGCGGCUUGAACUCCGGCCGCCCCGUGACGCCCCCCCGGACAGCCAAUCCCCCCAAGAAGAGGUGAAGAGGGUCCGCCGCGCUUCGUGACACCACCUGAUCUCCAUUACAAGCUCCACCGUAUAAUAAGUGCGCACCGUUAAUCACCCGGCCGUUCAAUCCUCUUUCCAACGUCGCACGCGUUUACCUUCACCAGACGGCCCCCGAAAUGAGUCAAUUCAGCUGCAACCCCCCCCCCCAAAAUAAAGGUUCGAUGGUCUGCAGCAGCCUGCAGAGCCCCUCCCCCGAAGGGCCGUCUAAGACUUUUUAUUGCAGAAAAAAAUCUCUAAUGGAAAGAAACCUGGGGGGGGUCGCAUUAACGCAUGCUUUCACAUUAACCCUUUCAGUGCUGGCUGGGUCUGCAGGGUAACAGAAAAAAUAAUUCACAGUAACCGUUGUAAACGUUUGUUCGAUGGCGUUAAUCGUUUUUCGCUUCCCCCUCACGCACUUUUUGCGUUUUUUGUUUGUUUUCUGAAACUUUUUGUCACCUGAACUUCCGCGGCUUUUAUAAUCCGUCUGAUUAUUUAAAGAGUUGGUUUUAAAUUCCAGGUUGCAGGAAUCGCUCAUUUCAUGUGUUCUGUGGUAUCUCCCCCCCCCUCUAUGCAUAUAGGUGUGUGUUUGGUUUUUAUGUUUUUCCUCCCCAUUACUUGGCUCUGUAGACUGCUCUUCCAGCUCAAACUGCUUUCUGAGAUUAAAGAUGAUGAUUCUUGUUGAUGCGCGCGGCUCGUGCCGCCGGCUCGCUUUAUGAACUGCUCGACCUGUCGCAAGGAGAACAUAUUUGAUUAUUGGCAGCGCCUCUCCCCUCCGGCCCCCCGGAGCCUCGCCCGAGUGACCCGCUCGGUAAUCCACGUCGUCUUUCGUUUCCUCGGCUUCAUAAAGCUGUUUUACCUUCGAUGCUAGGAAUCGCAUGUCAGUCCGAUACGUUUGGUCAGAGUUUUCACCUCACUUGAGGCCGUUUUGGGUUUUCACGUAUUCGCAGAACUCUGUUUUUCAUCGGGUUUGGACUCUUGGGUGCACUUGGACCGCUUCCCUGCGUUGGUGGCCGCCUCUAACACCCCCCAGUAACUUAUUCUUCGCAAACAGCCACAAAUCUGACAAUGUAAUUUUCUGAAUGAAUUGUAUUCUUUGCCGGCUUUCACUGCUAUAAAUAUCUAAAUAUUUUUUGUGUUCUACCAUUCAAUAAAAUGUCAAAAGAAAA